This is a messenger RNA of Trypanosoma cruzi, 2247 nucleotides long. RefSeq lists its product as uncharacterized. The transcript has a single exon. NCBI's taxonomy places the organism in Eukaryota, Euglenozoa, Kinetoplastea, Trypanosomatida, Trypanosomatidae. Gene Ontology annotation, molecular function: phosphatase activity. The record is from RefSeq and is a predicted model, not a curated record. Gene Ontology annotation, biological process: phosphatidylinositol dephosphorylation. The coding region runs from base 1 to 2247 and encodes 748 amino acids.
AUGACGGUAGCUGGCAGUGACGACGACAAACAAAUUGAUCGUAGCCAUCGUAGUGAUGGGAGCUGCUGCAGUAUCAGUAGUAGUAGCAGUAGCACUAGCAGUACUCAUGGUGACGACGGGAUCCCGCACGCCAAUGGGGUGGUCAGAGUCCACCAAGGCAGGUCACUAUUGUCAAGGAUUUUCAUGUGUCAUUUAUCGCUGUUUUGUGUGAUUCGUUACCUUGCUCGGCUCUUGUUCUCUGGAUUUGCCGCAGUCAGGGCUGCCAGGGACUCCGAAACGUACGCCAUGCAAAAAAAAGAAGAUGAUUUCUCAUGUGGGAACCAGAAAGACUCCGAGCGAGGUGGUGGGAUCACAGCCAAAGGUAUUCAAGCGCUCAGAUCGCAGUUCCGGCUCGACUCUGACACCGAUACAGAGACGACAAGCGGCCGUUCUUUCUCUUCUGCAGCAGUUAGUGGGGAAGCGCGGCGUCGCCUUCGGGCUAAUUUACUUAUACGUCAAUUUUUUAAAAAAGAGAGAACCGAAAGCAUGCUGAGGACUCUUCGUGUCCAUGCUUGUACUUGGAACGUGGACCGCCAACCUCCCCCUAACGGCAAUAAUGGUUUUUAUGAGUGGCUAUUAGGGCGGAAACUAAUGGGAAAGGUAACUACCUAUUGGGAUUUAAGCAAAGAAGCCAGAGAAAAUAGCAAUGAGACUACCCCUCCUUUUCCGAUUGAAGAAUUCCCUGAUAUUGUUAUCGUUACUUUGCAAGAAGUGGAAAUGGGCGGAGUUGUUCUCGUAAGGGAAUACACUGAAACGGGAGUCAUGUGGACAGAGGCCAUAGUAGAUGCCUUGAACAAAAUUAGUGAACAUCGAGUAUGGUACAAGAAGGUGAAGUCGGUGCAGCUCGUGGGACUGGUACUUGUCGUUGUGGCACGCGUUGAACACAUCAACUACGUGGCAAAUGUUCGUGUCUCCCUCACAAGAACCGGUGCGAUGCGUGGGGUCUGGGGAAACAAGGGUUCGGUUGGAAUUCGGGCCACAAUAUACGGUAAACGGUUUCUAUUCAUUGCCGCACAUUUCGUGGCACAUAAACAUAACGAACGCACCCGUACCCUUAACUACCAUGCCUCGCUUAAGGAUCUCAUGUUUGAGAUGCCGGCAGGCGUGGAUAGUGAACUGGAUGUGUUGGAGACAUUUAGUACCGCCGCACGAGAUUCUAAUAUGGAGCAUGGCAUCAUUGAGAAGCGUUCGAGGUUGACGCCCUUCUUUCGAAAUUUGCGCCGAACCCCCUCCGCGCUACUGGAGAAAGAAGUGUUGGACAAAUACGACUAUGUAUUUUUUCUUGGGGACCUAAAUUCCCGUCUACAUGGUCUGAAAGGCACAGACAUCCGUCGCCUGGUUCGGAACAAGGAGUACGAUCGACUCAUCUGCCAUGACGAGAUACGGCAAGGGAUGGUCAGCGGGGACACUUUUGACGGCUUUCAGGAGGCCCUUAUAGCGUUUCCGCCCACGUACAAACUUGACCGGAAAACAGAUUUGUACGACACGAGUAGAAGGAAACGUGAACCUGCAUGGUGUGACCGCAUUCUCUUCCGUGUCUGUCUCCCCUGCGAGAAAUCCGACGACGACGAUAGCAAUGAUCAUGAUGUUGGUGGUGUGAAUAGGAAUGACGGGAACAACAAACAAGAAGGUGAGAACAGAGCUUUGUAUGGAUCUUUCUCAUAUUUAAAUAGCAGCACCAAAUUAAUGUACAGCAUGCCGGAGUUUUCGGUUCCUGUGGACAAUGUAAAUGAACGGCUCAACAGAACGGACGACGAUGUCGUUUCGCUCCAAUCAUCUACUUCUUCGGUGAGUAGCGAAGGUGCGGUAUCGUUGCUUGGAAAAUCGGAUUCCGUGUUGUCUGAUGUGCACUAUCGGAGCUGUUACUUGGAGACCCUGUCAAAAAUGAGGGCACAGAAUUUUCAAAUUUCUUCUUUCACUCAUCGUGACGUCUCUUUAGAUGAAACAGAAUCGCUGCCAACUUUUCUUGCUGCAAGGCGAUCGACGUGCACCGAUAAAAGAUUCAAGUUUUUCCCGAUGAUUCCAAACAAGAUGCUCGUCGUUGACUACCAUCAUGUGCAGGCUCUGCGACAUUCCGACCACCGGCCUGUUUGUGCGCAGUUUAGGGUGUCCGUUCUCUCGUUCGAGAAGGAUUUAGUGGACAGUGUGCUGCAAAAGGUGAAUGAAGCUUUUUAUUUGGAGGAGAAUAAUCCUCUUCACGACUCAUGA